AAAAACAGUCUGGGAUGGCUUCUGCAGAAACUAUUUUUGAGGAAGAUGUUAGUGAUGAGAGUGGGAGUGAAAGGGACAGCAAUGAGGAAGAUGAGACUAAAUUCAUGGAUAGUUGUAUGGAAGACAGGUUUUUAUCAUCUGAAGUAGAGGAAAGUGAAGAAGAAGAAGAAGAAGAAGAAGAAGAAAACAGAAGUUCUGGUGUGCUGAGAACUGAAGAAGAAUUGUGGCAGGUUUUGGAAAGUGAAAGAAAAGAUUCCAGAAAACUCUUGGGCAAAUGUGGUUCCAAAAAUCCUGAACUAAGAAAAUGUCUUGGAUUUCUGAAGAAAUUGUCCUUAUAUAUUUGGAAAUCUAUAUCACAAGCUAUGCGUGUCAGCUUACUAAAUGACUUUGUUGAGUCUGAAUUGUUUGUGAUUGAUGGGGAUUCUUUACUUCUCAUGUGGUUAUACGAAGAGAAAGAAUAUCUACCCUUCUUUUAUCUAGUUGAAUGCUUUCUGCUUGAUUUCACUCAAAAAGGAGCAAAAUAUAUAAUCGUCCUCUUCAAGGAUGCAGAACAACUGUAUCAUAAUUAUCCUCAUAUGCUUUUCCUACAUACUACACUAAUACAACACCUGAAGCAGAACACUGACAUCGACAUUCAUACAGAGUUCUUCAAUUGUUUGUCACCAGAAUGGCAGAUUUUUCUCAAGGAAAUUUAUCCGUACUUCAUGAUAAUAUCUGACACAGGACUGACCUCUCUCCAAACAGACUAUUUACAAAUACUUAUCAGUCACACCUUGUCAAAGAAAAUAAAUGUUGUGCUCACUUCAGGACAGGAGUCUGAUACUCUUAGGGUUCAUGGAUAUCAUGUCCGGAGCAUGUAUAUGCACAGGAAUUUUUUUCAGCAGCGUCAGAAAGAUUUUCAAUGUGCUUUGGAGACCUUGGUUAAGUACUUGCAAAACUCCCAGGAUACAACAUUGUGGUUUUAUAAACAUUUAAAUCUGAGCUUGAAAAGUCUGCAAGAAGAGGUAUGCCAGACUGUCCUGCUGCUGAAGCGUAUGUGGCCAGAAGGAUCUAACAUUAGACAAGUAUUCUGUGUUCUUACAUGUGCAGUGGGACUAAAAAUGUACAGCCACAUGUUAGAAAAUGCAAACGCUUCUGCAAAAGAAAAGGAAGGAAAAACAGAACACUUCCCUCUGGAGGAGAAGACUGGAGCAUUAGCACUGGAAGAUGCAGCUGACCUGUGCAGGAUGCAGUGCCUUAGUGUGGCCUUUCUUUUUCAUUUGCCUCUUUCACAAGCUCGUAUUAGGAUCACCCAUUCCCACUGGACUCAACAGGUUUUACCAUUUAUAAUUAUGCAACAGCAAUGUGCAUAUUUUAUUCUGAAGCAACUAACUGAGGAAAGUGGCUGGAGAUUAAAUUUAACUUCUCUGCCUGAUUUAAGGGAUAAGUCACUAUUGAAGGAUCUUGCAUAUUACUAUGAAACAGAAUAUUGUACAGGCUUAGAUUUGGAAUUGGGUAAGGACCUGAAGACUGAAUACCAGUAUCUCUGCGACACUGUGACCACACUAGCUGCCAAGUGUAAUUUUGGAGUUGCUUUCCCAGUGCGACACACUUCACAGCCAUUCCUUGAAGAGAAACAAAAAGUGAAAGACUCUAAGGAAGAAAUUCCCAACAUACGGCUUAUCCCACUGAAAUCUGAUGUUGUCAAAGAUUAUGCUGGAGCUGUCUUGGAAGACUUGCCUUUUUUAAACAGUGAUGAUCCUGCAGUUACUUCACUUAUUAAAGAAAAAGAAUUUGAUGAACUUCGGCAUUGGCAUUCAGGCAAACUCCUCAGUGAUGAACAUGACAGAGCACCAUGCAGCCAUGAUGCAAAAUCCAGAGAGCCAGAGGAAAGAAGAAGUAUACAGAAAUUACAGCGUUUUUACAGACUUUAUGGAAGAUCGCUGGAAGGGGACAUUUCCAUGACAGUUGUCACCCAGGCAGAUGUGCCACUGGUGCCAACAAGCACUAAUGCAGUUGAUGUACACAGAAAAAAAUCACAUAAAAGUAAAGCAGAAAUAAUUAGAGAAGAAAACCAGAAGCAGCGAAAAGCUAAACAGGAAAAGAAAAAACAGGAACAAUGGGAGGCCCUGUCUAUGUUAAUUGAAAACGAAAUUAAAGAAGAUGUUGCCUUUGGAAUAAAUAGACUGGAGAAUUUCCUCAAGAAAUGUCAGUCUCAAUCUGUGAAAUUUUCAGCAGAAAUGGCAGGACUGCAUGGGUGUUUUGACGUUUGGAAAGAACACUGCAGAAAGCAAGGUAAAAAGUCCAAAGAUCUAAGUAUAGCUGUUCAAGUGAUGAGAAGAAUUCAUGAACUGCUUGAAAAAUAUGAGGAACUAUUACAGAAAUCACAUCGACAAAUGUUGGCCAAGUGUCUGAACUACCUUGGAUUUGAAAAUUUGGCAUGCUCUUUAUCCAGCCAGAUCACAGAAAGAAAUAAUGAGAAAAUAGCCAAAUAUGCUACUGAAGUAGGAGCAGCUCGUUUUCAGCUACAAUAUAUGGGUUCUUACUUGUUCAGAGAUGAGAGGAGUGAUCCAGAUCCCAGAGUACGCCAUUUUAUACCAGACACGUGGCAGCGAGAGCUUCUUGAUAUUGUGGACAAUAAUGAGAGUGCAGUGAUAGUUGCUCCUACUUCAUCUGGGAAAACCUAUGCAUCAUAUUAUUGCAUGGAGAAAGUUCUGAAACAAAGCAAUGAAGGAGUAGUUGUAUAUGUUUCUCCCACAAAGGCCCUUAUAAACCAAGUAGUGGCAACUAUAUACAAUCGAUUCACCAAGACACUGCCUGAUGGAUUAACACUAUGUGGAGUUUUCACAAGGGAGUAUCGCCAUGAUGUCAUGAACUGUCAGGUACUAGUGACAGUGCCUCAAUGUUUGGAAAUCUUGUUGCUGUCUCCGCAUCGCCAGAAAUGGGUGAAAAGGAUACGAUAUAUUAUAUUUGAUGAGGUACAUUGUCUAGGUGGAGAAAUUGGAGCUGAAGUUUGGGAGCACCUUCUGGUUAUGAUUCAGUGUCCAUUUUUGGCUCUGUCUGCAACUAUCAGUAAUCCAGACUAUCUUAGUGAGUGGCUGCAAUCAGUAAAAAGAUACUGGCAGCAAGCUGAGGUUACAGUGAAAGAAGAAAUGUCCACAGCUCCCAAGAAACAUGCAAGGAUGCCAAAGCUACAACCCCCCUCAAAAUCACAUACAGUUAGACUAGUGCUGCAUGGAGAAAGAUACAAUGAUCUAGAAAAGUAUGUGUGUUCUCUUAAGGAUGAUGAUUUUGUCAUUGAGCACUAUCACCCAUGUGCUGCCCUAACAGUGAAUCAUAUUGAGAAAUAUGGUAUUCCUUCAGAUCUUGCCCUGUCUCCCAGGGAGAGCCUUCAGAUGUAUGACACAAUGGUAAAAGUCUGGCAGGACUGGCCAGGAGCACAGGACUUGGAUCCUGAGGAGUUUCUCUCUUUCAAGAAUAAAAUAGUAAUAAAAAAGGCAGAUGCACGGAAAUAUGAAGAUGAACUGAAGAAAGAACUAACCAAUUGGACUGCACUUGGCCAAAAAGAUAAGGUGAAUCAGCUUCUGGAGUGCCUUAAACCUCACCCCACUGAUGGUCCAGAAAAUAAAAAGCAGAUCAAAUUUGGUCAUUUUGUUGAAAAAUUACAAGACAUGGAUAAACUGCCUGCCAUAUUUUUUAUGUUUAACUCUCAUUCAGUAGAAGACCUGGCCAUCCAAAUAAAAAGAUAUUUGAUAAGCAAAGAAAGGAGGAAGAAAGAUCCAAAUAUUGAGAGAGAAAUAGGAAAUUUAAGAACUAAACUGAGAAAAAUGGAUAAAAUCUUGGAGACUUGCCCAUCUAUUAACUCAAAAAGACAGACGACUGCCACUAGUAAAGCAGAAAACAUAGAGCUUAUCUUGCAAGAAAAACAACAAAUACAGAAGAGACUUGAAAAUCUUACUGAAAUCCCUCCAGACUGUACUUAUGCUAAUUCUAAAGCUGUGGAUAAACAAACCUUGAUGAAGAUCUUUUUGACAUUGAGAUAUGAGAGAAAAGCUUCUGAACAGAAGGACUUGGCACAGAGGGGUAUUGGAUACCAUCAUGCUUCUGUGACCCUCAAAAGAAGACAAGUUGUGGAAAUGCUUUUCAGAAUGGGAUAUAUCUGGGUGGUCACAGCUACUUCAACAUUGGCCUUGGGCAUCAAUAUACCAUGUAAAUCUGUUGUCUUCUCUGAAGAUUCUGUCUAUUUAGAUGCUGUAAAUUAUAGACAGAUGUCUGGCCGUGCUGGAAGACAUGGACAAGAUUUGAUAGGAAAUGUGUUCUUCUAUGAUAUCCCAAUGCCAAAGGUUGAAAAACUUAUAAAAUCCAAUGUGCCUCAGCUGAAAGGCAAUUUCCCUUUUAGUAUGUCCCUGGUGCUGAGACUCAUGCUGUUGGCAGCAAAAGCAGAUGACAAAGUGGAUGCCAAAGCAACGGUGCUAUCAGUGUUGAAGCAUCCAUUGAUAUCCUUCAAACAACCAAGGCAUAAUGAAAUGUUAAAAAUAUAUGUCAUCUUUUCUCUGCAGUUUCUUCUCAAAGAAGGCUAUCUGGAUCAAGAAUGUAACCCCAUGGGAUUUGCUGGACUUGUGUCCCAUUUCCAUUAUUGUGAGCCUUCAAAUUUUGUCCUGGUCAGCUUCCUUGUGAAGGGAUUAUUCCACAAUUGCCAGCCAAUUGAAGGUUCAACUGUUUUCUCUGAAGAUGUGAUGGAAACAUUGGUGCUAGUAUUAGCAAACCUAUUUGGAAAAAGAUACCUACCAGCUUGUGCUAUGAACUUUAGGAAAAAUAUUUGCCAGUCAAAGGUGUUUCUAGAAGAUCUCCCAGAAGAGUUCGCUGCAGCUGCUGAUGAAUACAACAGCAAAGUAGAAAAAAAUUUUGCUUGCUUUCUUCUAACAACUGCCAAGCUGGCUGACACAGAACAGGAAUACAAACUUCCUUUGUCAAAGAUAGAUUUUAAAACAAAAGAAUAUGAUCACUCCAAACUGGCCUCUCAUUUGAUGAGCAGCACAAAAAAUGUAACUGCGGUCUCUCCUUUCAUGUGUCUGUCUGGAAUGACAGAUCAGGAUUUAUUUGCUGCUGAAAAUGUUAACAAAGCUGUUUUACGUACAGUUGGUGUUAAUAUUGGAAAUUCUCCUUUGCUUUGGUGGAAGAAGCAUGAUUAUCAAGGAAGAAGAAUGCCACUCAAUGCUUAUGCACUUGACUUCUAUAGGCAUGGCUCCUUGGCUGCUCUGGUAAAAGACAACUGGUUAAGUGAAGGAGAUGCUUACAAACUGCUCAAAGAUCUUUUGCUUCUCAUUAAAGAUAUCAGAGUAUCACUAGGUGAACUUUGUGACAACCCAGAUGACAAAGUUGUACUGGCAUUUCAACAACUGAGCGAGAGUUUUGAGGCAAAACUGAAUAAAGUUUAAGUGUCAAAAGACUGGCAUAUAUUGUGAAGAAAAUGAUACCCUGGAAGGCACUAACAGCAUAUCAUGUUAAUACAUGACUAGAAGAUGAAAAUUUAAAAAUUCUGAAACAUGUAUUAUAAUAGUUGUAAUAUAUGGGAUUUUACUUAUAUAAAAUAAAUAAAUAAAUAAAUAAAGCCUGUUUUUAUUUCUGUAAGAAAAUGUUAAUGUUUGCAUUAGACUUGAUGUUUAGAAAAUGCCCUGAAGUUAUUCCAGUAUAUUUAUGAUUGCUUAUAGUUAUGAGGUUUUCUAUUUUUCAAAUUAAGAAGCUUGCUUUGGCUACCAAGUUUUCUGGAACAUCCCAACACAGCUGAAAAAGACAGGAAGAAGUAAGUUUCCAUUGUACUUGGGAAUUUUUCUGGGCAGCUACUUCCACUUGCAGUCAUUAGAGCCUCCCAAGUCCCAGGAACCACAAUGGGGGCAUUUGCAUGGUAUAUCUUCAUAAGGGAGAACUAUACCCUGUAACAAAAUAAACUGUACAGAAUGGCUAGUGCUGUAUGUCAGCAAGCAGGCACUGGAUUUGUCUACACGUGCUUAGAAAAGGUUGCAGGAAUCUGAAGUGGUUCAAACCCCUGUGGAAACUCUUUAGUCAGGUUAGAAUCUUGCUAAACAUAUUCAGGAAUAUAUAAACAAGGGUUUAUAUCUUUCUAAACAGUUUGUUAACUGAACUCUGUUACACCUAUAUUUAAAACUACAUUUUCUUCUACCUGAUCUUAUAUUUUUAUGUAGCCAUUUAGAUUGGCCCUGGUAGGUCUUACAAGCUGUUGGUCAAAGGGUAACUUUACAAAAGAUAUUUAAAGCCAUUCCUUAGGAAUACUGACAGUUAACACAAAACAAAGGAGCUGUGCCUCAUUCCAACUACAUCUUACCUGGUGGCAGUUGCAUGCAGACAACUGGAUUCACCUUCUUCACUUGGUUCUAAUUAGAGACAUUAUAGACAGGAAGCAGGGUGUAAAGAGUGAUGAACAGGAAAUAGUGGCACUCCUGCAAGUAGACUUCCUGUGCUUGAAGCAAGCAGCACUUGGCCACUUGUGUUAUUUUCAAAACACUGGGACAGGCUCAGUAGGCCCCAAUAGUCAGCAGAGCUUCUGAGGGCUGAACAUAGACUUCGAAGCAGAUGGGCAGAGUGUACGGGUUUAAGAGCAGAUCUAAGGUUGCCCUUAAGUAGCAGCAUAAAAAUAAUCAGAGAUUACUUUAUGAGAACACCUGAUGUUAACUAAAUAAAACUCCUUUCUCUCUCA
This is a messenger RNA of Alligator mississippiensis (American alligator), 6694 nucleotides long. It is a transcript of the gene DDX60, whose product is annotated as DExD/H-box helicase 60. The record is from RefSeq and is a predicted model, not a curated record. Gene Ontology annotation, molecular function: ATP binding; nucleic acid binding. Gene Ontology annotation, cellular component: cytoplasm. NCBI's taxonomy places the organism in Eukaryota, Metazoa, Chordata, Crocodylia, Alligatoridae.